This is a messenger RNA of Carassius auratus (goldfish), 4157 nucleotides long. Its product is annotated as protein sel-1 homolog 1-like. Gene Ontology annotation, molecular function: protein binding. Gene Ontology annotation, biological process: ERAD pathway. Lineage: Eukaryota; Metazoa; Chordata; Actinopteri; Cypriniformes; Cyprinidae. Bases 495 to 2819 code for a protein of 774 amino acids. The transcript has 21 exons. Gene Ontology annotation, cellular component: endoplasmic reticulum membrane. The record is from RefSeq and is a predicted model, not a curated record.
ACAGAAAUACGCUGAAACACUAGAAAUCAUAUCGACGACUGUUUGUGUUACUGAAUUUAACCAACAUUGCAGUUGCCUUGGAAACUUUAUUCCGGAAUCGUCUUGUAAUAUUUUCAUGGUCCGCGACAGACACGCCAUUAGUUUCUGAGAAGUGUUAUUUGUUUAACGUUAGCUGUGCUAGCUGUGUAAACAGUCUGUUAUUGAGUUAGUUAACGUUACACUAUUGAGCUGCUAGCUGAAAAUGCUUUGAAAAACGUGUUCAUGUUCAGUUUAUACGAAUGGGUUGUUUUAUUAUAAUCAAUUUUUUUCUCUUGGGAGAAGUUUUUGAUUGAUUGGCUCGCUGGUCAAGUUCUAUAGCUAGUCGAUUAUGCAGUUAACUGACAGAUUUAUAUAGCGAAAUGGCUAGCUAGGACAACAGAUAGUGUGUAGAUUUAACUAAGUCAGGUUUUUAGUCGUCCACACACUCACUCACACGUUUUGCACACUCUGGCAACAUGAAUCCCACUACGAAGUCUUGUCUCCUUAUUUUGGCUUUAGCGGUGACUUUGGAAGUGACAGCUGGUGAAGUACUUCCAGAUGAUGAAGUUGCAGGUGGUGAGUCUAAGAGCAAAGAUGGUAAUGAGGGCUCCAAAUUUGUGGUGGGGAAUGCGUAUGUCCCUAAACAGACCCAGGCUGACAGCAGUACAACAGACAAUGAAGAGGAGAGUGAGGUUGAGGGGAUUGAACAGGAAGACCUUCCAAGUCAACCUCCGCCACAAGAAGAGCGUCAUAAAAAAGUUCCAGUGGUGAUUGGUGGAACAGCCUCUGGAGAGCCCUGCGUGUUUCCAUUUCUUUUCCAAGAUAAAGAGUUUUCGGAGUGUACUACUGAAGGCAGAGUAGAUGGGAGGCUGUGGUGUGCCACAACGUACGACUACAGCACUGAUAAGAAAUGGGGUUUCUGUGAAACGGAGGAACAGGCAGAGCAGAGGAGGUUGAUGGAAGAGGCUGAAGAACAGUACCAAGACACAAUUAAGAUGCUUAACAGCACCAACCGAAGGAGCCAGAAGAAAGAGUUGUAUGACAGACUCCUGAAAGUUGCAGAGAUGGGUCAUACCAAGGCCAUGGAGAAGGUGGCAUAUGCCAUGCUGUUUGGAGACCACUUACCCCAGAGCAUUCCUCAGGCAAAGGAGAUCUUCGAGAAACUGGCACUGGAGGGCUCCCCUAAAGCCCAGACUGCACUUGGCUUCCUAUAUGCUGCGGGAUUAGGAGUGAACUCAAGUCAAGCAAAGGCAUUGGUGUACUACACCUUUGGAGCUUUGGGUGGAAACUUAGUAGCACAGAUGAUUCUGGGCUACAGAUAUUGGGGAGGUGUUGGGGUUCCUCAGAGCUGUGAAUCUGCUCUCACUCAUUACAGACUAGUGGCCAAUUACGUGGCCAGCGAUGUAUCCCUGACAGGGGGCAGUGCAGUACAGCGGAUCCGGCUCUUAGAUGAAGUGGAAAAUCCUGGUUCUAGCAGUGGAAUGCUGGAGGAGGAUUUAAUCCAGUACUACCAGUUCUUGGCUGAGAAAGGAGAUGUGCAGGCACAGGUGGGUCUGGGACAGUUACAUUUACAUGGAGGACGAGGUGUGGAACAGAAUCAUCAGCGAGCGUAUGAGUACUUCAACCAAGCAGCAAAUGCAGGGAACACACAUGCAAUGGCGUUCCUUGGAAAGAUGUACUCUGAAGGAAGUGAGUAUGUGCCUCAGAACAAUGACACGGCUCUGCAUUAUUUCAAAAAGGCUGCUGACUUGGGAAAUCCGGUUGGCCAGAGUGGCCUUGGUAUGGCUUACCUGUAUGGAAGGGGUGUUCCUGUGAACUAUGACCUGGCACUGAAGUAUUUUCAGAAGGCUGCAGAGCAAGGAUGGGUGGAUGGACAGUUACAGCUGGGAACCAUGUACUACAAUGGAAUCGGGGUGAAACGUGAUUAUAAACAGGCUCUUAAAUUCUUUAACCUGGCUUCUCAAGCGGGUCACAUCCUAGCCUUCUAUAAUCUAGCCCAGAUGCAUGCCACAGGGACUGGGGUCAUGCGCUCCUGCCACACUGCAGUUGAGCUCUUCAAGAAUGUGUGUGAGCGCGGCCGAUGGUCUGAGAGACUCAUGGCAGCAUACGGAAGCUUUAAGGAGGGCGACAUUGACUCGGCUCUAGUACAGUAUCUCCUGCUGGCUGAACAGGGCUAUGAGGUCGCCCAGAGCAAUGUGGCCUUCAUCCUCGAUCAAAAGGGGUCACAAAUUUUCAAUGAGAAUGAAACGUAUCCACGGGCUUUGCUCCACUGGACCAGAGCAGCUGCUCAAGGCUACACAGUGGCCAGAAUCAAGCUGGGUGACUAUCAUUUCUACGGUUAUGGCACUGAUGUGGACUAUGAGACUGCAGUCAUACAUUAUCGCCUGGCAUCUGAGCAACAGCACAGUGCACAGGCCAUGUUCAACCUGGGCUACAUGCAUGAGAAGGGCCUUGGUAUUAAACAGGACAUUCAUCUGGCUAAACGUUUCUAUGAUAUGGCUGCAGAAGCCAGUCCUGAUGCCCAGGUUCCUGUGUUCCUGGCCCUCUGUAAGCUGGGCUUCGUUUAUGCACUACAGUACCUGCAGGAUCUCAAUCUGAAGGAGCUUCUAUCUCAGGUGGAUCUUGACCAGUUACUGGGUCCAGAGUGGGAUCUGUACCUCAUGACUGUCAUUGCUCUGCUCUUGGGCACAGUGAUCGCAUAUCGGCAGAGACAGCACCAAGCCAUACCCAGAGCCCCUCCAGUGCCCCCUAGACCUCCGGGCCAGCCUGAGCAGCCUGCAGGAGAGCCUGAGGAACAGUGAGAGAGCAGAGAUCAGGGUGGAGGUGACCGAACAGGACUAGGAUAUGGGAGAACAAAUUGAGGCCCAUUAGCAUCUCUUUCUCUCGGGACAUACGAUGACACCAAAACCCUGCUGUGGUCUUUAAUCCUAUAAACCCCAAAAGAGCUUCCAGGACUCUCAAUGCCAUGUCCAGCCCCUCUUUAGGCUUUUAACUGUGGCUUGGAGAAAAACUAGACAAACUUCUACAAUAUCUUAAAUGUGCACCUCAGGGUUUUGCCAGGUGAAAUAACAUUUGUGCAAAUCAAUGCUCACUAUGUGGGGGGAAAAGACAAUAAUGGUGAAUGAACUCCAUUAGUUUGUUUCUGCUUUUUGCUUGCCACUGUGCUAAAAGCCAAGGAUCUAAUCUACUUCGUGCAAAAGGACAAAAGUAGUUUUCACUAGCACUUUCACUGUCUUGAUGUCUAAAAUGUGCACAUUUACAGAUGAAUAAACUACACGGUAAGUAGUCUAAGGUUUGCAAUCUUUCAAAAGGUUUUGUUAUUGCCAUAAACGCUCACCUUGCCAAAUGUUGAAUCACUGAGAUGACUACAGCCCUUGAUCUCCUUUUAUUAUUAUGAAAGUCUGUAGGGUGUUUUUUUUUUGGUAAAGACUCAGUGCAAUUAUGGCUGGUGUCCAGUAUUGUUUCAGAUUUUUGAAGCUCUAGUUACCUUAAAACUCCUCCUUCAGCACUCAUUCAGCCUUUCCAAAAGUUUCCAAAAUGGGUCUUAAAUUCCUCUGCAUACUCACAAAUAUUUUAAUUCAUCAAGGGUUUGCUGUAUGGCUAUAAUAUUCAGUUUUUGGUACUACAAGACACCUUUUUCCUUUUUUAUUGUAAAAUCAAUACAUUGCUCUCAGAACUAUUUUUGAUUUUUGUGUAAGAUCUGUAGCUCUGUGCAAUCUAACAUUAAGUUCCUGAAGCUGAUUCAUUUGUUUUGGGAUGUGGCUAUUUUUGUGCUAAAUCUCAGUUUUAGGUUCUUUUUCAGAGGAAAAAUAUUUCAGAUAAUUGAAAUUGUGAAUGGUGUCUGCUGUUUCAGGUAAAAUAGCAAUACCAGAAUGUGAAAAAAAGUCUGCAAUGUAAAUGUAUGUAUGUGGAUGUAAAGAUCUGUUUUUUUUUUCUUGCAAAGAUUCACCAGAGCAUUAGAUUGUUUUUGCUAUUCAGCAAUGGUUUGAAGCUUUGAAAGUGAUAUAACAAAUUCUUCUAUGUUCCCUGUCAAUCAAACCGCACAUAAUACUGAGAUAGAUCACAACAGAAGAGUGUUACAAAGGAAAUAAUAACAUGACAAAGUUUCUAAAUAUCUAAUAAAAAUCAGUGGUUUCACA